AUGGAUCUGAUCACCGGCCUGACGCACCCCACGGUGCCAGGCUUUCCGAGCUAUGCGAGAGGUUGUCGAUCUUCACAAUCGAACAGCGACCAGGCCCCCGAUCCCCGGCUUUUUGACCAUGCAUCACAACAAGCUCGACCGUCGCCGAGGGCAUACAACCCCUAUCAGAGCAACCACUCUCCUUCGCAAUGGAACAGCGCGUACCACCGAAUCAUAACGAACCUGCCCCCGUCCUACAUGGCCGACAACUCUGAGCACUCGCUCAGGAGGAAAACCCCGAACGGCACAAUCGACAAUGGUUACGAUGGCACCCCCACCCAGCUGGCUGCCGGUCCGCCGCCACAGAAGUACCUGAAUCUGGCUCCUGGCGGCGAAAUAUUCCCGACUGCGAACUCCGGUCACCGUUUGUCAGCCAGCGGCAGCUCCUGGUGGUAUCCCUCACAGCCCGUCAGAGGCAGCCUCGAUGAACCGAGCCCGAUCUCCCGUCCGACUCCGGUAGGCGGUAGCUUCGGCCAGGGCAGCUUGGGUUACAGCCCGGCCCAUGGCUCGUUGCUUCCAUCACCGUCCGCACAGCUGCAUCCCAUGAGUCUGACCCCGGUCAUGCGCAACGGCUAUGGGAACACGUACCAAAACCAGGCAGCACCAAGCCCUUCAAGCUUCUCGCCCGGUGGGUUCAACACAGCUCCUAUCUGGGGCGACGGGCCUUUCUCCGGCUUCCAUCCAAGCUUGCAGAUGUCUUCAACAGGGUAUCCACCCCAUAACAUCCCAUACGAAAGCGGUUUCGUCGCAGUGCAGGCACCGCUGCUUCAGGGUGGCUUGGGCAUGGUUCCCUUCAAUGCCCAUAAUCUUCCUCUGCAGAUGCAGACUCCCCCGUAUAUGCUUGAUGAUGGAUACUCACGGCACGGUCAGCUCCCGUCCAUGGUUCAGUCCUCACACCGAGGCCUACAGAGCAUGUCGCUCGGCCCAGUGUCACCUGCGACUUGCGGUGCUCCUUCUCAGGUACAGUUUAAAGAGGGAGUCCUGGCUACUGGACAUAAGGCCUAUACGGACCUCAUACAUCAUCUCAACAGGGUAAAAAAGGUCCAACACGGCAAGACGAACUCAAGAUCCCAGAAGAACAUGAUCUUCCCGAGGCCCCCCAAACAAAUCGCUUCACGGCCCACUCCGCACCUGCAGAGGGCACAUCAGACGUUUCCAGGCGCUGGGGCUCCCUUUGCACACCGUGCUCUGCAACAGCCGCUGAAUGCACCAAGCGCCAUGAACCGCAUGGUCCGAGCCUCCGACAUGCUUCCUUUAGCCAGGCUAGAUGCUAACGGGCGGUCGAUCAGCACCCAUCCUGCAAUGAUGGGAGACGUCUACGGAAACGUGCUAGUCCAGAAGUAUCCUACUGAGAACGCCAGGGCUUCGUUAGAAAUACUUCAAAACCUGUGUGAGCAGUCCGAGUGGAAUUGGGUGGAUGGCAUGCUUCUGGGAGGCUGCCUGCAUUAUGCUUUGGAAAAAUACGAGGAGGCUUUGGAGUGGUUUAAGAGGAUCAUUGAUCUUAACGCCAACCACGUGGAAGCGAUAUCGAACAUCGCGGCGACGUUGUACUGCCUGAGCCGGCAGGAUGAGGCUGAGAGACAAUGGCAAAAAGCUAUCGAAUUACGACCGGAUUAUCUCGAAGCACUUGAGCACCUGGUUGGUCUGUUGUGCUCGACUCACCGCAAUAAGCAGGCCGUGGAUAUCAUCGAGCAUGUUCAACAGAAACUACGCAUAUCGUCACACGAUUUGCACCGGCAGAACAAACUGAAGAAAGGCAUAGGCACAGGAGGAUCGGCCUCGAACGACAUGCUCAACCCCGACGAGGCGCUCAUAGACGCCGCUCAAGCUGUCCGCAAGCUGUCGGUCUCAAGUGAGAUGCAGGAUGACUGGGGCUCCAGUGGUUACAAGAUUCCAGCAAGCGAGAACUGGCGAAUCUUGACCCUCGUGCACGCCAAGGGAAACAUGCUCUACGCUCUGAAACUCAUCGACCGCGCCUCGGAGGCAUUCGAAGAAGCCGUCUUGAUCAGUGCGGGACGCCACAUCGGUGGCAUUCAGAAUCUCAUCAAAAGAAUCCAGCUGGUGUUGUCACCUAGAGCGAUUGGGCCACAACACCUAGACGCGAAGAAUCUGUCUGCACCGCUUCUUUUGCCGCCAGACAGGGCCAAACGAACCGCCGAGUUGGUCUUCGCAUCGACUGGUGGUCAGUUACCUGGUCUGCGAUACGUACCCGAUGGGAAGCACAAGCACAAUGCCAUUUCAACAACAAGCAACUCUCUGCUCUCUCUGGCAAAAAUAUUUCAGGAUGCGAUGUCUGCAGGUGGGUCGAGCCCAGGACCUGUGGCACAACCACGCGGUGUGGGCGAUAUCCUCGCGCUGUACUAUUUGUCUCUCGCGCUUCAGGAGAGCCCAUCCACUGCGAACAAUGUCGGCAUCCUGCUUGCGAGUGUCCAACAGUCUGCUUCACAGUCCCCAUCAGCCUCGACACAUUACGCUUCGCGCAUACCAGGCAUUGUGCCUGGAAGUGGGUUGGAACUUGCCCUCGCAUACUACCAGUACGGUCUGUUGCUGGACCCGAAACACGUACAUCUCCACACAAACCUGGGAAGCUUGCUGAAGGAUAUUGGUCAACUCGACUACGCCAUCCAAAUGUACCAGAAAGCGGUAGAGUGUGACAGUACUUUCGACAUUGCUUUGACCAACCUAGCAAAUGCUGUCAAAGAUCGGGGUCGCAUCGAAGAAGCCAUCAAGUACUACAGACGUGCUGUAGACUCGAAUCCCGAAUUCGCUGAGGCCGUGUGCGGGCUGUCGACAGCUCUGAAUUCAGUAUGCGACUGGAAGGGCCGCGGCGGAGUAUUGCUCAAUGGCGGAAAGUUCGACAGAUGGCAUGUGGGCGACGACGGCAUGAUUGUCGAUGUUAAAGAAACCCGGCAGGGCUCCGGCUUGAUGAAGAAGGUGGUCGAUAUCGUUGCCCGUCAGCUCAAGGAAGCCUCCACCUGGGGAUCUGGAGCCCUCACCUGUGGCGUUCUUGCCUCUAUCGUGUCUCAGCUGGACGCUGCUCGGGCCUCUCAGGCAGACUCCAAUCUCUAUCUGGAUUCUGAGCUGCGCUAUUGGGCAGGCAAACCGUGGGAAGGCUCUCGUCUGCUGCGACUCAUCGAGCGUUCGACCAGGGCGACUAUGCGGAACUGGUAUCUGGACAAAUACGAGCGUGGAUAUGAGUCCCCGCACGGUUACCCCCGAACACGGCCUCCUAGCAACCUCACAGUCCCAUCCGCCCCGACCGUGCUGCCGUUCCACACCUUUACUUGCCCCUUGACGGCCAAGGACGUGCGGAGGAUCUCUCAGCGGAAUGCGCUUCGAAUAUCUUGCUCCACGCUACGAUCGCCAUGGCUGCCACACUCAGUCUAUCGACCUCCAAAACCUCCGAGUCCGUGCCUGAACAUAGGUUAUGUCUCCUCCGACUUCAACAACCAUCCUCUGGCGCAUCUCAUGCAGUCUGUGUUUGGAUUCCAUGAUCAGACUCGCGCGAAAGCAUUUUGCUAUGCAACAACCGCCAGUGACGGAUCAGCACAUCGUCAACAAAUCGAAAGGGAGGCUCCCGUGUUCCGUGACGUCAGCAGUUGGUCUUCCGACAAGGUGAUAGAGCGAAUUGUUGGGGAUGGCAUUCAUAUCCUCGUCAACCUGAACGGGUAUACAAGGGGUGCCCGCAACGAGAUAUUUGCCGCACGUCCGGCUCCCAUACAGAUGUCUUUCAUGGGCUUUGCUGGUACGCUCGGAGCUGAGUGGUGCGAUUAUCUUCUGGCAGACACUACGGCCAUUCCUCCUGAAACGCUGAGGCCAUGGAGGGGCAACCUUUCGCUUACGGACGUAUUUCGUGACGACGCCGAAGGCGACGCCGAGGAUUGGGUGUACUCCGAGAACAUCAUAUUCUGCAGGGACACGUUCUUCUGCUGCGACCACAGACAAUCUGCAGAUGCUGCCGAGCGAACAGUGACUUGGGAAGAAGAGCAACGGCGGAGGUGGAAAAUGCGCAAGGAGAUCUUCCCGGACCUCCCGGAUGACAUGAUCAUCCUGGGCAACUUCAAUCAACUCUACAAGAUCGACCCUACCACCUUCCGCACAUGGCUCAGGAUCCUCGCCAACACGCCCAAGGCUAUUCUCUGGCUACUGAAGUUCCCCGAGCUCGGAGAGCGAGCGCUCAAGGAAACUGCUGAGGAAUGGGCGGGGGCCGAAGUCGCCAGUCGGAUAAGGUUCACAGAUGUUGCGCCAAAGCAGAUGCAUAUCUCACGGGCUCGCGUCUGUGACCUUUUCUUGGACACGCCCGAAUGCAAUGCGCACACAACGGCAGCCGACGUUCUCUGGUCCAGCACCCCACUGCUCACGUUACCGAGGUACGACUACAAAAUGUGCUCACGCAUGGCCGCCUCCAUUCUCAAGGGCGCGUUGCCCAAGAAUGCUGCCGGCGACCAGGCUGCCGUGGAGCUGGUCGCCGAAGAUGACGACGACUAUGAGAAGAAGGCCAUCGUGCUGGCCAACGGCAUCUCGUAUCACAUGGCCGAGGGCGGCUAUGGCGAGGCAGAGGGACGCCUCUGGGAGUUGCGGAAACUCUUGUUCGGAAGCAAAUGGAACUGCGCACUUUUCAACACCCGUCGCUGGGUGUCUGACCUUGAGGAGGCUUACAAAGAAGCCUGGAGGAGAUGGGUCGCAGGCAUCGACGGCGACAUAUACCUGUGA
Diaporthe citri is the source of this 4752-nucleotide messenger RNA. RefSeq lists its product as uncharacterized. Gene Ontology annotation, biological process: protein O-linked glycosylation. NCBI's taxonomy places the organism in Eukaryota, Fungi, Ascomycota, Sordariomycetes, Diaporthales, Diaporthaceae. Bases 1 to 4752 code for a protein of 1583 amino acids. The record is from RefSeq and is a predicted model, not a curated record. Gene Ontology annotation, molecular function: protein binding; glycosyltransferase activity. The transcript has 3 exons.